Molecule: messenger RNA, 1596 nt
Organism: Condylura cristata (star-nosed mole)
Lineage: Eukaryota; Metazoa; Chordata; Mammalia; Eulipotyphla; Talpidae
Gene: CCDC121
Product: coiled-coil domain containing 121
Exons: 2
Coding region: 1-1434 (477 amino acids)
Source: RefSeq, a predicted model, not a curated record
AUGACUUUGGCGGGAAAGUGGGGACGCUGGGAGGACGUAUUGAAGGGGCAGGAGAAAGAGGCGCUGAGUGUUGUCGGGGUGGGCCUAGGAGGGGCGAAGCUAUGGUCCCCAAGACGACUAGGCGAGCGGGGAUCCCGAAGGCAGGACUUCUACGGUAGGAGAAUGAGUAAAGUGCGCUCCUCUUUCGACCUGGAAAAAGAGGGGAGCCCACCCGCCGAACAGGCUGCUAUGGCCUCUUCUGCAGCCCUGGAGGUGGGGCUGCUCGGAGCUGAACAAGCCGGGACCGGGGCGUGGUGCGACUCCCCGUACUGCUGGGCAGCGCCGAGGCUCGUUGAGCAAAGAAAUGAGAAAGUGCGAGAACUUUCCGCCCCGAGACCACCUUUCCUCAAGUUGCAGACCUCUGACACUAAAGCUCACUCGUCGGCGAUUACCCUCAGUAAAUUACGCCUUGACCUUGAGGAAGAAAGCUUGGAUUCCACGUGCACGUUUGAUGAAGACUUGGAUAUUUCCCCUACACCAUAUUUUAGUUUAAUAAAUGAUGUUUUCAAGACAGAGACGCUAACAAAAACAGAGAUGAAAUUUAAAAAUACAGCAAUGGCAGAAAUCAUGAAACUGCACAAGCAAAUAAAACAAUUGCAAAUCCAGCAAGAACCGCUAAUUGAGGAAAGCAGACAGCUACACACUGAGAAGUUAAAUGUCCAGGCUGAAAAUAAACUCUUUCUGGAAUACCUGACCAACAAAACUGAGGAUUACAGAAGGCAAGCUGAGAGGCUCUGGAACAGUUAUAUACAAAUACCUAGGGAUUUUGAAGAAAGAAGAAAAAAAUCAGCCUCCAAAUAUGCAAAACAAACAGCAGUACUUGAAAUUGAGCUCAUGCGGAGUGAAGAGAUACAACUCAAUUUGACGCAGCAGUUGGAGUCAAUGAGAGACCUUCUGAUAUUAAAGGAGAAACAGGAGAGAGAAAUAGAGACACUGCAGGAGGAAAAAAAGAAAACCCAUGCCGAAACACAUAGGAAAAUACAAGAAAGGCUGGUCCCGUUCCUCCAGGAAAAAGCAGUCCUGGAGAAACAACUGAGUGAGCCAGACAUGAGGCAGUCUGGGAAAAGAAAAAGAAAACCUAACAGUUUCCGAGACAUAGAGUUAGCAGCAAGGCAGCACAAUUUUGAGUUCCACUGUGGCAUCAACAGAGAGAAUCUGCAGUUACAAAAGGAAUUACUGCAGCUAACCAAGCAGUUCCAGAAAUUGCAGUCUGCUCAAAGCAAGUUAAACACUAAGAAGCAGCAACUGCAGCAGGAACAGUGGUACAUGGAAUGUACAAAACGGGGAAGGCAGCGACUGCAAAGAUUGCAUAACUGGUGCCCAGAAGGGCAGGAUGCUCCAGAAACGACAGUGACCCCUCCCCUAGGUACCAAGUCAAGGAUUAAUACAAAGUAAUUCCUAAAAUAACACCAAGAACUGGAGCAGGUAUUCUUAGGUGCUACAUAAAACUGGUUCGGAAGGUUUUUGGAUCUUAGAUUGCUGUGGUAAAAUAGCCAUCAAAAUAGGAUUUGCUACUUUACCCUGCAGUAUUCUAUUUGUGUGGUGGGCUCCUUGAAU